UUUACAUUCUACUAUAAUACAUUCUGCUAUGUCGCUAUCGUCUUCAACAACUGUGUAAACAGAAUGAUCGCGAUUAUUCUUUAUAAUUAAUUUUAUAGAGAAUUGCAAACUGACGUUGUUGAUGUGAUAAUGAUAGAGAACGCUAUGGAUGAUACUGUGAAUAUGAUGAACAAGUUCUUUCUUCGUUCUGAGAAUUUUUAACGUAUGAUUUUGCGUUAACUACCAGCUACGAUUAUUUGCAAUAAAUAUGUUGGAGAAUUAAUGAUACUAUAAGACGUAAAAGUCAGCCACAGCUAUGUUAUUUAUUCUAUGAAAUGGACCUAACGCAUUACAUUUCCAACCUUUAUUGUGCAUGCGCAUCUGAACUGGAAUACCGAGGAGAAUUUUAUAGCAAUGAAAUUCAAUAAUUACUGUUUCAAAUACAGGAUUACUGAUUCCGUUUGUCCAUGUUUGGUAAGAGAUCUGUAAGAUUGGUAAGAUAUGUACGAAAUCUGUUAAUAAUUCCUUAAAUCUCUAUCUUUCGAUUUUAUUGCGAUGCAGGAGAUAUUUGUAAAAAUCAAAUGUAAUUCAUCCAAGAUACUAUCGUGGUAGAAUAAAGUAUUGUAAAUAUUAUAAGUACAUAAUAAUAUUCAAUCAUUUUCUUCUAUUAUAUAAAAUAAUUUAUUGAAAUAAUUGAUCUUACAAUACCAUAUUGUAUUCUUGCCAAAGGAAAUAUUUAUAAUUGAACGGAAGGUAAAUUUCCUAUAGAUCCUUGAUGUUGCGAAUUCAUCGAUGGGUAGCAUCGGUUUAUUCAUGAGUUUAAUUUUUCUAACCAAUCAGUCCAUAAUCACAGUGCGCCGUUAAUUAUAGUGGAAUGAAAUUAUGUACAUACGUAAAUCAGUUUCACCGUUUCACUUACUUCUAAUCAAGAUUGGCCCUUUUAAUAAGGGGACCAGAUGCAAGAAAUAUUUUGGAGUCCCAAAUAAUUCCUUAUCGGUAAAAAAGCAUAUUUUUUUGAAAAAAUAAAGAAAAAUAGACAUAAUAAAGAAAAUAACACCAAAAAAUAAGAAAAUAAACAUUAACAUAUUUAAACAUGUAACUUAUUAUUGUUAUAUCAUCAAUAAUAUUGAAAAAAUUUCAAUUUUUUAUAAUAUUUUUAUCAAUAGUUAAUAUAACAUGUGCGUUUAAUCGUUUUGCACACAUUCUGGCAGAGUUUACAAAAUGAAAUUAAUUUUAACAAAUUAAAAACUUUUCGUUCUAAUUUUUUUCUUUUUAAUUAUUUUGUCCUUUUUCGGGGCUCCUGUAUAACCUUGUUACAUCUUCUGUGUAAACGGCCCUGCAUACAAUCGUUGGAAAAUAUGUAUAUUUCGUUUUCUUGAAAUAUCGAGACAAUGUUACAUAUCAUGGAAAUAAAUUCAAAUAUAGGAAACAAUGUCAUCAAUCAUGUUAUUUAUUAUCGAAUGAUUUGGUAUUUCCGAUAUUACAAAUAACCUUGGUAAUGUUUCAAAGAUAAUUAAUCUCACUCGAUACUCCGGUACUUGUAGAUAUGUAUAGCUACAUUAACUACAUACAUGCUAAUGAUGUCUGUGCGUGCGUUGGUCUACCUUGAAUUGUUAUGUGCGGUAAUCAGUCCAUUCUGGUUCAAAGGUGAAUUAGAUUUCUCCGUGUUCCCCUACGACACAAGAUGAUGUACAAGAUGUUUUAGAAGUCAAUGAUGCAGGGAAUAGAAAUGAAGACUACACCGGUGAAGUUUAGCGGGAAGGUACUGAAAUGCCCUGCACGUGUUUAGGAAAACAUCUUUGCUGGAAACUUGGUUAGAGAAUUUGUAAAACUAUUCUGUAAGAACAAUUUUUUGGUAACUUCAACUUGUGAAACAUUCCAUCGUUUCCAACUAAACGAAAUACCCUGUAUACCUACGUAACUUUGUUAGCGAACAAUAUGUAUACGUCGAAUAUUUUUGUCAAAUUGCAAGUGAACUAUUUCGAACGGUGUUGAUAAUUUGAUUGUAUUAUAUACAUUUAACGUUGCUUCAACAGCGGAGGUCAUUAGCAGAGCAGCACAGUUAACAAUCUAUAAUUUUAAAUACAAUUUUGUAGAUAUCAGGAAUCGAAGGAGGUUCAGCAGAUUUUGGCUAGGAUCCAACAAUUUGAUCAUAUCAUUAGACGGUUUAGUAGUUCUCCUAGUUUUAAGUCUACUAUAUUGUAGUAUAUAAUUUACAAUUACUUUAACAUGAAAUUGUGUAUCAAGAAAAAGCGAUUGUACGAUUACGCAACUGUCUGGAACGUAAUCUUAAGGUAAUAUUUGUUCCCUUAUUAGAAAUUAGGACAUUGAUUGGUAUCUAUGGACAACGACAAAAACUUUGCGUGAAGAGUGUUCGACAGAAUAUUUCUUAGAUAAUAUGUCGUCAGGCUGUUUCUCAUUAUCGGUUAAUGGUGCAAUGAUAGUAAGUGUGCUUCUCUGAGACUGGUACCAGCACCAUUGUGCGACGCAAAUGUUGAGUCAUCACGACUGAAAAUAUCGUAAUUACACCGUCCGUUUACACACGUAUAUUUUCUCCUUGACUGUAUGCAGUGUACCUGCAAAUGGUGACGUGUCCAGAACAUUCGAGCUUGAACUGCAUGAUUUGCUCGCGGAAAGAAUAAAGUAAUGCAUCGUGACCAUUUCAACUCGCUUCCUUUAAAUUGUGAUUAUUUCCGUUUUUAUCGGAGCUAUAUUUGAAAGUCGUGGUUCGAAAUUUUAAUAAAAGAACGUUAUUCGGACAGAAUGAGGCAUUUCCAUUUCUUCGACGUUUAAUUAAAACUUUAAAUACGAAGUAGUCAUUUCCUCGAAUUUAAUAGAUAUGUAUGAAUAAUCCUUCUUCCUUUAAUUUUCUAAUUUUAUGGAUAACGAAAAUAUAAGCACUUAGAUGCUGAACCAUUGCAUAGUAAUAAUAUGCUUUGAUUCGGUAACGUAAUAUUGCGAAUUAACUUUCGUUAAAAUAAAAAAAUUUCGAUUAAUUAUUCAAACGAAGGAAAGGUAUGAUUUCUCCGAAGAAGCUUCCAAUUAUUCCAAUAUUCUGAUUAUUCAAUUUCGUCUAAACAUUCAGAAGCUUUAUCAUAUACGAUGACUGUCAGGAAAUCACUUUGAACAUCUCGAGGACAGAUUACGUUCUUGAUGUAAUUUACUUAGUAAUCAUGUAAAAUAAAUCUUAUUGUGACAAAAUGUCACUCAUUGUUCCACAAGACUUCACUCGUUAAUGAAAUACCUUGAACUACCUCGUAUUGUAUGAUCUUCGCAUUGAUAAUAACUGAUUCAGUAUGUUCUGUUUCUAAGUUUUGACAAGAUUGGGACAAAUUUUGGCAAAACUAAUUUUCCUAUCGCUCAAUGGCUUUUUACUUCUUAACUAAACUUUAUUAUUAAUUCCGCAAUUACAAAUAUAUUUAAGUUGUGAGAUAUAAAUUUACUCAACAAUGUUUCAUUAUCGAUUAAACGAUUCUACAAAAGAAUUACAGUUCACGGACAGCGAAUAGUAAAGUUUGCUUUAAGUAAUUGAUAAGUUACAUUAAGACUGUGAAAUUCCUUUCCGAUCUUCAAUAUGGCAGGACGUUUCCGAAUGCAUAUUCCUCCAAGACAUUUUACCAUAGUUCCUAUUUUUAUUCCCAGGAAAUAUUUCAUAAUCAGUUUACUAACUCCUGACUGGUUCAAGUGAUAUUGAUUGAAUAAUUUGCCACUUGAUUAUGAACUAAAUAAAAUUUAAUAUGAUAUUGUUCGAAAAUUUUAAAUACAACUUUACUAAUUUCUUCUCUAUUAUAUAAAAUUAUAAUCAUUGACUUUCUUUCAAAUCAUAAAAAACAUAGUACAUGUUAACGUGUGAUUCAUUCUUCGCGUUCACGAUAUAACCUGAACACGUCAAUUCGUUACGUAUUCCUACAGACGAAACAUUAUUUUCUUUGAAAAAAGACAAGCGAAACACAAGUUGUUAAAUUACGCUAAAUGUACAUUUUUCUUUCAUUGAUUUUUUUUAUGAUUUGCACGUGAUCUGCUCUUAUUCUUCUCGUACACAUCCAUUCAGAAAGGCGUUUCCCUGGUUCCAUUCAUUCAAUCGACGACAAUAUGUCGCGACACAAUCACGCAAUCAUAGCACGCUGUCGAAUAACAUUGUUCGUUUCUUUCCGUAAAAGAUUCAUCGUUAAACUACUAUCGCGGUUAAAAGUCCUAUCGAAGUUAAAAGUCUUUACAGAGAGAAACAUAAUAUUUCUAUUACAUUCACUAUGUUCUUGGAAUUUUUAGAUUCCAAUCUUGCUUUCGUGAUAAUAAACAGAAAGACUUUCAAUGUUGUAAAGAGAAAGUGUAACUAACACAGGAGCGAGAAGACAUGCAUACUAACAACGGAUCUUUCAUAUUUUGUUAAAAAAUAAAUUUAUGUACGCUGCUACUUAUUCUUUCAUUAUGAACAGUUAUUGAAAUAAAACUGAUCAAAAAUUGAUAUAAAAGCUGAAAUUAUACAAAAAGAAAUAAGAAGAAAAUUGAUAUUAUACGCAUGGAUAUCUGUAAAUAUAUAUAUAUAUAUACAUAUAGACAAUGAUUUUGAAAAAUUGAAUUUUUAUUAUGAAAAAUUGUUUUUGAAAAGUAAAAAUUCCUUGUAUUCGAUAAAAAGAAAAAACUCACAACUUUCUCUAAUCUCACACAAUGAAAUGAAUCUGGAAUCACAGAAAGCGAAUAUUUCCAUCAAUUUCGUGCAGCUUUGUCUUCAUAUUUUGCAAGUCACGUCCACUGCUUUAAUGCUUUGCGCAUUCUCUUAAUCGGUUUCUAAAAUUAUCUGCGGGAACAUAAUAUUCAGACGUCACAAUCUGUGUUAAGGUCGAGCGAAGGAAAAGUGGAGCGAAUAUUCGCUCGUCACUCUCGAACUGCAUUUCAUGCGAAAACUUUAUCGACAAGCCGAUGUUCCAAGAAAAAGAGAAUGAAAAAGCGAAAAAGCAUAAACUUACGAUAGCCUUAUGAAAAAAUAGAUAAGUAAUAAAAAUAAUAAUGUCUUAGAGAAAUAUUAUUCAAGGCCGUAUUGACGAGAAAAAUAGGUUUUGACACAGAGCCGAAAGUUUAGACAUUAUCCAGUGACUCUCCCGUAUCAAGCGGAGCCAGGCACUGUUUAUAGAUUACCACCGGGCGUACACUGUUGGUUGCUAUAGCUUGAAAACGAUUUUCCACCUGUGUGCCACCUUUCGUCGGCACGAAGGAAUCUCUCAAGGGUUGUAUCCAGCGUGGGGGAGUCGAUCACGGUUAGCCACACAGCGAAGUAACCCCGUCCACCAGGAUAGAACUGUUGAAAAAUGGAAGAACCCUUAUCUUGGAGGAUACCUGAAAGCACUCGACGAGAAUCCCAUUCGGCUGGCAGUUGAUAAACCGAAGGAAAGGAUCGUGGAAAGAUCGUAGGCCUAUCGAGAGUGGCAGGUAAGAAGUAAAAAGGAAGGAAGAAAAAGCGUAAUCUAGAGUGGACAAACGUUAAGAAAAAGACGUUUGGAGGACGUGAAAGAGCGUAAAGAGGGAUGUCUGAAUGGGUGGUGUCUGCUCGUGUCGAGGUCGCGGUAGCCAGGUGAAUGCUGGCUCGAUCCUUGAUCGAGUGAUCAGUCAUGCGAGCGAUGAGGAUCAAUGUCUAUUGUAUCGUCUGGCCAAUUACAAGAAGGGCGGCGAGCUGAUCGAGUCGUACAAUCAAGGUGGCCAAGCGGAAGUGGAAAAAUUGAUCAGGGAACAGUUCGGUGUACUGAUGUACGCAGAUGGGAAGGGUCAGGCGAUCAAUCGGGCGGAAUAUCUACGUUGGAAAUUCCGUGACCUCGAGCAGGUUGUGCUACCAAUAGAGGCUUCUUUGUCACAGUUUGAUCCUCUGGCUCAAUGGAACGAUCAUGAAGCAUGUUGGCAGAUGCAAUAUAGAGGAUCACUCGGAGAGACUCUCCUGCAUGUCCUGAUUAUAUGCGAUACCAGGAUACACACACGACUAGCGCGUAUUCUGCUUAAGUGCUUUCCACGAUUGGCUAUUGACGUAGUCGAGGGCGAGGAGUACCUCGGCGCUAGCGCUCUGCAUCUCGCUAUCGCGUACAACAAUAAUGAACUGGUUCAAGAUCUCGUGGAGGCGGGCGCGAUUAUUUCUCAGAGGGCGAUAGGCAGCUUUUUCCUGCCUAGGGACCAACAACGAACGAAUCCAGCUAAGAAUACGGAUUACGAGGGAUUAGCAUACCUGGGAGAGUAUCCCCUCGCCUGGGCUGCUUGCUGUGCAAACGAGAGUGUUUACAACUUAUUACUCGACUCUGGCGCUGAUCCCGACGAGCAGGACUCUUUUGGGAACAUGAUACUACAUAUGGUAGUCGUUUGUGAUAAAUUGGACAUGUUCGGGUAUGCCCUCCGUCAUCCGAAGCUUCCUGCUCGCAAUGGGAUCGUGAAUGCCGCCGGACUGACCCCAUUGACGCUCGCCUGCCAGCUGGGUCGUGCAGAGGUCUUUCGGGAGAUGUUGGAACUGUCUGCACGAGAAUUCUGGCGUUACAGUAAUAUCACCUGCUCGGCAUAUCCGCUGAAUGCACUCGACACGCUGUUACCUGACGGCAGAACAAACUGGAACUCCGCGCUAUUUAUCAUUCUGAACGGUACGAAGGAGGAGCACUUGGACAUGCUGGACGGUGGUAUUAUUCAGCGAUUACUCGAGGAAAAAUGGAAGACCUUUGCGCGGUUGCAGUUCUUGAAACGGUUGAUCAUCCUGGUGUUCCAUCUGACAUCACUCUCGCUAGCCGUGUAUAUGAGACCGUCGAACAUCGAUGCCACCCUCCUGGAAUGGCCGGAAGAAAUCACGGAAGUUGGACGCAUGAUCGCGGAGUGCACCACGGUGAUAGGUGUGCUGAGCUACAUUUUGGUGCAACUAGGCGGCGAGGUAGUCAACAUUGGUCUUCUAUCGUUCAUGAAACAAUUGAGUCACGAGCCUGCCAAGCUCAUAUUCUUGAUCAGCAAUCUGCUCAUACUCGCGUGCAUACCAUGUCGUCUUGCUGGUAAUAGGCAUGCUGAAGACGCAAUACUCGUGGUUGCUGUUCCCGGCUCUUGGUUCCUCCUCAUGUUCUUUGCUGGCGCUAUCCGGUUGACUGGUCCAUUCGUUACUAUGGUCUACAGUAUGAUAACCGGUGACAUGUUGACCUUCGGGAUAAUCUACAUGGUGGUGCUGUUCGGAUUUUGCCAGUCGUUCUACUUUUUGUACAAAGGCUUCCCGGGAGUGAAAUCAUCCCUCUACAGUUCCUAUCACUCGACCUGGAUGGCACUGUUUCAGAUAACCCUCGGCGAUUAUAACUAUACGGACCUCGGCUACACAACCUACCCUAAUUUAUCGAAGAUGGUGUUCGCCAUAUUUAUGGUCCUGGUGCCCAUACUGCUGUUGAAUAUGCUGAUUGCGAUGAUGGGCAACACUUACGCGCAUGUGAUCGAGCAGAGCGAGAAGGAAUGGGUGAAGCAAUGGGCGAAAAUCGUGGUUUCUCUGGAGCGUGCAGUCGCGCAGAAAGAUGCGCAGAAUUAUUUGCAAGAAUACAGUAUUAAACUGGGACCUGGAGAUGACCCGAACAACCCCGCCUCGGAACAGCGCGGAGUCCUGAUUAUUAAAAGUAAAUCGAAAACCAAGGCGAAGCAACGCAAAGGCGCGGUGGCUAAUUGGAAGCGCGUAGGCAAAGUGACGAUAAACGAAUUGAAGAAACGUGGUAUAACAGGAGAGGCGUUGCGACGAGUCAUGUGGGGCCGAGCAUCUUUCUCCACUCCUGUCAGAACAAGUCCAAACACUGCCGAGCCUCAAGUUUCAGCGGUUACGGCCGGUUUUGGAGACGCAUUGACCGCAGCGCUGGAUGUGAUGGCGUUCGCCCACGAUCUCGACUUGUCUACUGCUACGGAAGGAAUUCCGACCAACAUCGGCGCGAAGCAGUCGAAAUCGAAGACCGCCUGCAAGGAUCAAGCGAAAUCGGCGACGAAUAAUCAGGAGAAAGGGUCGACGGACGUUCAGCAACAACGGAAACUAACCACGGAAAAUCUGGAUAAUCUGGCGAGCAGUCAUAAUGAUAUUGACAAAACAUCCAGCGAAUUUGUGGCCGUUCGCGAGAUGAAUUCGAAGAACGCGAGUCAUUCGAGCAUGGCCGAGGAUUUUCAGGAUCCGCUUUUGGAGCUUGUGAUUGCUUCCGAAAAUACGGACGAUCCUGAAACGCUGCUGAAAAUAGCGGAGCGGGCCGCGGCGAAUUUCGAAGUAGAGAGCAGUUCGAAAAUAAAUCUGCAAAUUUUGGAGCAAUUCACGAUGACUAAGCUACCUAUGGAGGAGAAAGUUGCCGCUAGAAAGAAGCAGUACUUUGUUGAAUCGAGUGACAACGAUUUUGGUGGCGACAACCUACUCGGAACCGAGGCCCGUCUACGUAGAAUAAGAUCAGCGAACAACAGAUUUAUCACGACACGGAGACGGUCGCGGCACACCGAUGACGACCUGUCAUCUACGUCGUCCACAUCCGCCGACAGAAAUCCUCAAUAUCAGCCAUUGCUCAACGGCCCUGAGAACUUGGCGAGCCGUCAAAUCGAAAGUCGAGAGAGCUCUAUCGAAGCAAUUAAGCCGCAAGUAAAGCAGAACGGGUCAUGCGAUUCAGUGAAGAUCAAGGUUCAGAAGCGUCGACCGAAAACGGCGAAAAAUAGGGUAUCACCGAAGGAAAUAGAGGAGGCUGGUCCGAGGAGAAGAGAAUCGAUCGAGCGGAAUAAGGCGGUUUCACCGGCGACGUCGCCUACUGAUCCGCUCGAACCAUGGAGCACACGCGGCAUUAAGGACAUGAACACGAUAUUGGCUUGGGAGGAGAAUACGCCGGACAGUCCUUAACGAAACUUUACGAUAUUAUGCGCCGUGUACCUCCGGCUGACCGUUCGAUCGACAAAAUGGCAUCAAUGGUUUUUGCCCUGGCAGCAAGCUGCGACGCGUCAAGUACUUGGAAGCUCGAGAUCGCUCGAAAGCCAAACCGAGAUUCAAGUGAUAUAGAGAAUUCUUGAAGGAUUCGAUGGUAACGUUGAGGAAGUAUCGAGAGAAAAAGGGAAAACACAGUCGCUACAAACGGUAUUUGUAUGCCCAUCAAACAAACUCUUAUCGCAAGAUAUAGUUUCUGUUAUUUAAAUAGCUUCUCACAUUUCACUUUCACAGUAUCAAUGUUAUUUGCAGUAUUGAGUUUGUAGCUGCCGACUAUAGGUAUUGGAAUACUUAUUGAUAUUUGGUGCAGAAUGCUAUUCACUGCUUUUAUCCUUUAGUUAUUUUAUUGCUAACCAGUCAUUUCGUCCGCAACGUAUAUGUAUUUUUUGUAAUGUAAAAUAUUAAGUAGGAAAUGAAAUUUGUUAGAUUUUUCGAAUAAAUGUAACCAGUAGGUGUCCCAAUAUUUAUGGUUGGUUAUAUGAAAGUAUUACUAAGUCGGACGAAAUUUGAAAUACUUGGACCCAAUUAAUAGGUAUGUAAAUGCCCAAAUAAAUACAACGAUGUACAAAUGCUUUUUUGUAGCCACUGUAUAUUGCCAGUUCGAAGCAUAUAUACAUGUAAUGUAUAUAAAUACGUACAAGUUUGUUUUUCGCUCAAACUGUCUGGGUACAACGCGAAGUUAUGUUAUUUCGUGUUAUGUCUGUCGUUAUUAGGCAUUUUACAUCUUAUUUCAGCGAAACGCAAUUUGUCUUACAUCGAGUAUUGUGUGUAACAUAUUUCCGUUGAGAAAGACAAAGUGAAAGUUGACAAGAAUCUUUUUGAUUUCAAUUGUUCGAAAUGAAUUUUAUAGAACUUUUGAAAGUUGUUUUAACUUCGUAUCGCAAAAGUAAAUUGUGAUUGAGUUUCUUUAGAGAUGUUAGAGAGAUUCAGAAACAAACUUGCAGUAAUUAACGAAUGAAAAAGAUAUAGGUUUUUAUUCGAAAAAGUGGUUCAAACGUUAAAAUUGUAACGUCAUCAGAUCAAGUUCAUUUAUGUAUUUAAGGAACAAUAGGAUUAAAAAUUUAAUAAGAUUGUCGUCCUUGUACGCGGAUGAUACAAGGAGCGUUUUUGCCAUUCAUUUAGUUCGUUAGUUAAAUCUCUAUAAAUGAAUAACAAACGUAUCAAAUGUUCAUCCAAGAACACUCUAAUCCGAUUACAAGGAGUACGAAAAUACGAAGAUGCUAGGCGAAAAAGCGUUUAUUCCUUUUGUAGCGUACCAACAUUGACUAAUACCAUAAAGGACAAUGACGUAAUGAUAAAAUCAACAAAUAGCAAUUUCUUUCUGCAAAGGGAUUAAUUCUUCGCAUUUGUGAUCGCAGAAAAAAAUCAAAGAACUAAAAUUCUUGCUGACGAACGCCACUCGUUUGAUCAGAUGUUGCUCAUUAAACUGUUCUUUGAUAUGAAAGCAUAUACAUCUCGAUAAAGAAACAACAGCAAUGAAAAAUAAAACUCUAGAUAUUUUGAAACAAAGUUUUGAAAAUUACUUAAUUAAAAGCUUUUAUAGAAAUAUUGUAUAAUAAAAUAUAUAUAGUAAUUUGAAGCAUAGUUUGGGUAUCUACGAAUAAACGUUCAGUUUUUGAUAGAUCAAUUUUAAUUAAAGAUAUUGCUCUAGCAUAUAGAUUAUUGAAGUUCAAGAAAGUUCAAGUUGAAGAAACAAAUGUAUCAUGAUAUCAAGUAAUUUGGCAUUUAAGUAGUAUCUAAGUAAUUUUUAAAUUAAAUAAAAAAUAUGAAGGAAUUUAAUAAAAAAUAUUGCACGUGCCAAAAAAGAAAAAGGAAUAUAAAUCUUAUAACAGUACGCCCUAUUUGACAAAUGAUCGGAAUACUUACACGGGGCUAUACAGUUGUAAAUAUUUUAGGACAUUUUGUAGAGUAAGAUUCAAAUAGCGUUAUGUAUAAACGAUUUUUGCAUUAGAUCAAUUUUCCAGUAGAUCAAUUUUAAAUAAAAAUCAUUCUAAGAUCAUUCGUAUGGCCAUUUCCUAGCGUAGGGAUAAGGAAGAGAAGAUUAAGGUUUAUACAUACGAAAAGUAAUGUGAAUUUUGAUCCAUUAAGAAAUUUCUUUUGUGUUUACUCUCAAGUUAAAAUUCGAUAGAAAUUCUAAUUUCACGUUCAAAAAUUCUAUUUUAAUUUAUAAUUUGCUAUUAUUACUGAUAUGGAUCUAAAUUAUUAAUUUUGCUCCCGUUUUUCCCACGUUCGAUUUUGAAAGUUUAUCAUGCACAUAACGCUGCACUCACAACUCUUCUAUAACUCAUCUUUAUAUUUAUUCCAAGCAGAGUGUUAUUAAAAUACUUAAGAAAAGUUUCCUACUAUUUAUAGGAAUGAAAGAUGUAUUGUGCAAACUUUCCUUCUUCAGAGUUACGGUCUUCGAAAACCACAUGCAAAGUUACAUCGACUUCUUCGUUUAAUGAUCCAAAUGUAAUCGAGCUCUUAUAACAAUGAAAAAAGAAAUACGAAACCGUACAAUCGCAAAUGUUUUUCCUUGGAAUUGGAAUUUGGAAUUUUGAAGUUGCACACAAAACGGUAUAUUUGUACGGAAGAAAAAAGCGUAGGAAGGAAAGUUACAAUUAUCGGAAAAUGUAGGAAAGAAUUUAAAUUAUUGUAACAGAAAUUAUCAUGACAAAGUUAACAGUGCAAGAGAUUAGAAGUUAUACGUACAAGCUAAUAUAGUAUACAAGAUGUACCGCAGUUACGUUUGAUACGUAAAAAUAGGGAAAUUGGAACAUAUUU
This is a messenger RNA of Bombus huntii, 11668 nucleotides long. RefSeq lists its product as uncharacterized. Gene Ontology annotation, molecular function: calcium channel activity; protein binding. Lineage: Eukaryota; Metazoa; Arthropoda; Insecta; Hymenoptera; Apidae. The record is from RefSeq and is a predicted model, not a curated record. The transcript has 14 exons. The coding region runs from base 5510 to 8824 and encodes 1104 amino acids. Gene Ontology annotation, biological process: calcium ion import across plasma membrane. Gene Ontology annotation, cellular component: membrane.